AUGGAAUCUAUGGGAUCCAAAUUAUCACCUGGGGCUCAGCAACUCCUGGAUAUGGUUGUAUUUCAACAGAAGGUAAGUUAUUAUCCUUUAUUUGAAGUUAUAUAUGAAAUGACUAUUAUCAGUGGUGAAUGAGGUGGAGAACGGACAUGGGUUCCCUGUGAGGGAUGUAUGGCAUUUGUGUACUGAGACAAAUCGUAUGAAUGCACUUAGUGGGAUUUCAGCCAAUAAGGGCUGAUAUUCUCACUGCCUGGAGCGAGGGCAAGAUUUGCCUUCUAGAUUUCAGCUGUAGAACUAAGCUAGAAUAGACAACAACAUAGGCAGCCCUUAUGUAACCAGCCAGAUGAACAGAGCAAACUCCUUACAGUGGACUGGGGAGAGGAGAUGUGGGGUUAAGCAAGGUGUCCGUUUGUACCCAGCUCUCCUAGCUCCAUCCACUUCCCACCAGCUGCCGCCAAUGAAGUGAUGCAAGGGGCAUUCAGUUGGCACCAACCUCUCUCCCCCCCAGAACAUGUGGGCGGGAGGGCCACUGGCAGAAAGCAGUGGAAAGCCCCUAAAGGAUGUAUUCCUAAGAUGAGGAUGGGGUAGGAUUGUGUUGGGGCAAGAUUCCGCUGCUGUCAUACAAAAGCAUCAGACUUGUCCUGUCCCACCUUCUGCCAUCUCUGCCAUGAGCAGCAGGGGCAUGGAUGUGGUGGCUGCUCUGCAAAGCCUCUUCACUGUGUGCGGUUGGAGGUUGGAUUGCAGCCUAAUGGAUUUUAUCACUGUGAUGUUAAUAAGAGAUAGGCAGUCCUUUAAAGCACCUCUAAGAUCCUUUAGCAAGUAGGCAGUGAAGACAAGAAGAGUGAAAAUACUAUGGAUACCCAGUUGUGGUAGCUUGAUUGUAUGAUAGAAAUGCAGUUGUGCAAUGGGUCUUCUGGUUUCUCUUUCACCUCCUCCGGUCCCCCAUACACCCCCAAAAUCCACUCUGAAAUGUCCCCCAACCUUCUGGAGCAGAGUUUGGUGGUGCACAGGGGAACAAGGAAGGAAAAACACCUUUUGCAUGAGUGGAUGCCUUUUCACGCUAUGUUGAAUUGCACCUUAUAUAGUUUCCUCUGUCUGCUGCCCUCUUCCUUUGCUCUGAUUGCCCACAUUUCCAGGCAAUUUUGUUCUUCAUUUAUUGUACUACAGUAGAGGCUUCUAAUGUAGUUGGUUGUCUCCCCAUUCCAAUUAUUGUGCAGUAUACAAAAUCAUAUUCACUAUACAUUUCUGUAAGCAAUAUUAAUUAGUACCCAAGGUGAACAGGAACCAACAGGGAGAGCGGGGUGCAAUUCGGGAACAGAAGGUGGUAGAUAUGUGAUCAGAAAAGAACAAAUGCUCUUCCAGGCUGAGAGGGUGAUAAAAUGGCAAGAGAAGUAGUCCCCAACCUCACGUUGCCUGUUCAAAACGAACAAGCCCAAAACAAUGUCCUUGAUGGAUAGGGUUGCAUGUAUUGGCUUGUUUGGGCUUCACAUUUAAGUUGUUAACAUUUUAUUUCUAUUAGAAUGGUCUUCCAUUUGGAGGCAAGUUACAAAAUGUCUUUGGGAAAAAUGGAUUUGGGUUUGAAAACAAUCAUACCAUUGAUGGAUUGAAAAAGGUAGUUGAUAUUGGAAGAUUAGACCACUUGCCUAAUGGGCCAUCUCUUCCAAGAGCUCAUGCAGCAGCUGGAAUGGCUAUAGAAGAAUUAAAGAGGCAUGCCGAUAUGAACAAACAGAUUCCUAAUGCAGAAAAUGUAUGUGAGACUCCAGGACUUCAGGCUCCACAGCCCAGCGCUGUACUUUCUCAGAAUGACUUCAAAGGUUUAAUCUCAUCCUUUUUGCAAGAGCAAGGAAGUGAAAACCCAAACGCACACAACUCCAUGCUGCUGCUUCCACUCCUUCAAACGGUAUGCGGUCAAGUAAAUCGGUUACGAAUAGAUGAAAGGAAUAAGCACUGUGAGAACAGAUCCGCAUCUGAGGAGGAUGGGAUUCAGACUUUUGGGUGAGUCCUGACUGCGGAACUUCGCAAACUACUUUUACUUUGGCAAUUUUACUAGUGGCCAGAGGAAGAAAGGGAGGGAAGGAGGGGGCAGUUGGGAUCCAGGUCACCAGUAAAUAAAAGCGGGUAGUACUGAAUAGUGUGGGGAGUAAUAGUUCAGGAGUCCCACUGACGGGACAGGAGCAGCUGAGCUGGAGGGGACUCUCCUUAACCUGGGAGUUCCGGUUUCCCCCUUCAGCUGGGGGGAUCUUCUGUCCUUUAGAGGCGUUGCUGCGUUGGAGGGCUGCAAGUCUAACUCUGCAGUUUCCUGGGAGUAAGCUCCAAUUCAUUCAGUGGGACUUGCCUCUGAGUAGACCAUUUCUUGUAGGCUUUGCUUUUGGGGUUGAGGGUGUUUGGGGUUGAAGGUGAGCAGAGAAGAGAAGAAAAGACAAUUUGGCUGGGCAUUUCCCCCCAGCAGUUUCCAUUGCAGUGAACCAAUGCUCUGUAGGAAUCUUUUAUCUUUGCUCCAGGGGCUUAGAAAGGGAACCAGGGGUGUGUGGAUGUGAAGAGAGGGUGGUUUUUAUUAUACAGCUCUCUUUGUCUGAGGUGCACAGGUAGGACGCCUCUACCCCUAACACAUAACAAGGCAGAAGAUGACUGAGGCACUGAAAUUAAGGACUGUGACACUAAAGACUUCUGGGGUUGACGGUGAAUGUCAUAAUUUGGAUGCUAACUAAAGCUGUGUGCAUUGAGUAAACUAGCCCAGUAGGUGGAGGAAAAAAACCUGUUGCCCUGCUGUACUAGUCAACUAAUUGAAGGGACACAGUUUUGAUUUUAAGCACAUCCUGAGUGGAGUCUGUAUAGUACGGUCCACAUUUAUUCAGGCUGUUUACUUCCUAAGGUGUGGAGCUGCUGUAGUUGUUGUGCUGUCAGAGUAGGCCUUUCAGGUAGAAACUCAGCAAAAAGAGCAAGAGGGCUCCCAGAGACAGUAGAGACAGCGUACUUCCAACUAGGGUGACACACAUUGGCUUCUAAAGGGUGUUUGUUGAAAGUUAAGAACAUUGCCACUAGCAAUUUAAAAGGGGUAUUUAAAAUGAGAGUUGUCAUAGUGAUUUGUGGUUAAAAGUAGAAGAUGGCAAAUGUCUCCUCUUUUUUCCUCUUCAAAAUAUGGCAACCCUAUACUUAGAAUGAAAAGAUGAAUAGUUAUAAUUUCUAAGUUUGCGUUGUUAACUGUACAGUUCAGAAUUAAAUCAUAUUAGGUGUUAAUUAACAUAGUCCAGAAACACACUGACUCAGUGCCUUGCCUUCUGUUGAGACAUUUUAAUUUCAUGUAGUUAAUAUUCACAGUCAGUUAUAUUUUGGGCUGGAGUAAAUUAUUUCUUGUGUGUCCAUUUACUGCAGCUUGGAACAGCAGCCUGUUUUUCUGCACAUGGAAAAGGUCAUCACCAGAAACAUGGAACUGAUGGAGAAGAGAUUGAUGGACCAUAUUGAUCUGCGUAUGCAGAAACUUCAGGAACAUCUGGAUCAUAAAGUUGCUGCUCUGUUUGAUUUGGUUCAGAAUUCCAAUAAUGUUUCAAAAGAACAUGAUUCUGAAGAAUGCUCAGAUGGGAAGAGGUAA
Podarcis lilfordi (Lilford's wall lizard) is the source of this 3586-nucleotide messenger RNA. NCBI's taxonomy places the organism in Eukaryota, Metazoa, Chordata, Lepidosauria, Squamata, Lacertidae. The record is from the annotation of a GenBank genome assembly.